CCGUAGCGCGUUUGACUCGCGUAUUGGAGGUGUUUGGCCGUGGUGAGCCCGUAGGCAGCCCCGUCGAUUAAGGUGCGCGGGAGGGAGAGAGACGUAGCCAAGAGGUGAGAGGGCGCGCGACCACGAACGGCGGGGCCGCCUGGAACUAGGCAGGCAGGUAUCGGCCGGGCCGCACGUCGCCCCGUGUUAACGCUAUCCCAGCCACUGGAUUCUGUUGCCGCUGUCGCUGCCCCCCUCCCGGCGCCGCUGCACUUGGGCGCGUCGCGGCGAGUAAAUUGGUAGAGUCGUGAAUCGGUGCGCGGCAGUCGUGAGUCCCACGCAUCACGGGAGUACGUCAAGGCCGCGGCGCUCGAGCAUUCGCGGGGCGAGGCAGGUGUCCCUGGACUUCAAGCCAACCUUCAAACAAACGAGGAGCGGCGACGGCGGCAUGAAGCAAAUGGGCGUCAUCAUCCUUGUCCUCUGCGUCGUGCACCUAGUGCAUUCCCAGAGGACACCCACGAUAUCUUACAUAUCUCAAGAGCAAAUUAAAAACAUUGGAGGUACCGUUGAAUUUGUCUGUUCGGUUCAGUAUAGUCAAGAUUAUCCAGUAUUGUGGAUAAAAGUUAAUAAAAAUAGAGAGGACCAACUACCUAUUUCGACCAAUACGGCCCUCAUUAUUCGAGACAGUAGAUUUGCUCUAAGAUCAGAUCCUUCGUCGUCUACUUAUACACUACAGAUCAAAGAUAUCCAAGAGACGGAUGCAGGCUUUUAUGCGUGCCAAAUCUUGAUUUCCACUCAUACUAAAAUAUCGGCCGAAGUGGAACUUCAAGUUCGUAGACCGCCGAUUAUUAGCGAUAAUUCUACUCGAUCGCUCGUUGUCAGCGAAGGACAACCCAUACAACUAGAGUGUUACGCUGGUGGCUUUCCUGUUCCUAGAAUUUCAUGGCGUCGAGAAAACAAUGCUAUCUUACCAACUGGCGGAUCAAUUUAUCGAGGUAAUACAUUGAAGAUUGCAUCGGUACACAAAGAAGACAGAGGAACGUACUAUUGCGUCGCUGAAAAUGGAGUUGGCCGUGGAGCACGACGAAACAUCAAUUUGGAAAUUGAAUUUGCACCGGUCAUUACCGCUCCACGUCCACGCCUCGGUCAAGCUCUGCAGUACGAUAUGGACCUGGAAUGUCACGUAGAAGCUUAUCCACCACCUGCUAUCACUUGGCACAAAGACGAGGUUCAAUUGUCUAACAAUCAGCACUACAGCAUAUCUCACUUUGCUACAGCCGACGAGUACACCGACACCACCCUUCGAGUAAUCACCAUUGAAAAGAAACAAUACGGAGAGUACGUUUGCAAAGCUGCUAACAAGUUUGGUACAGCUGAAACUAGAGUCGAACUAUUUGAAACUAUUAUACCAGUAUGCCCGCCCGCUUGUGGUCAAGCAUACUAUGCAGCUGGAGUAGUUCCAAUAUCUUCUGGGCCAUUGGUGGCCACUGCCUUAUUAAUAGCCUCGAUUCUAAGAAGUCUCAAUACCAAACAUUAAUUAUCCAGGAUUAUUGUGGGGAGCAGGCCAACGUCAUUUGGUUUCGGAAUGGCUGUUAAUCGUCUCUAUAAGCGCCACCAUUCUUAGGAAGUGUAAUAUUUAAAUUUCCAGUUGCUUUGAUGAGACUUGAGAGAAUAACAAAGCAUAAAAUACGGUUUGAUCAAAGUAGAAUCAAACUUACUAUAAAUUCCCUCCAAGGUUGAAUCUUGUAUGAUUCACCAAUUUCAUAUUAUAGUAUCUCAAGGAACAAGAUUUUAGAGCAAAUAGGAUCGCAUAGCUGACAAUUUUAUAAUAAUUGCGUUAAGCGCUAAGUCGAUAUAACGAGCAA
Ceratosolen solmsi marchali is the source of this 1844-nucleotide messenger RNA. It is a transcript of the gene Lac, whose product is annotated as septate junction protein lachesin. The coding region runs from base 428 to 1516 and encodes 362 amino acids. The record is from RefSeq and is a predicted model, not a curated record. The transcript has 6 exons. Lineage: Eukaryota; Metazoa; Arthropoda; Insecta; Hymenoptera; Agaonidae. Gene Ontology annotation, cellular component: neuron projection.